AUGGGUCAGCAAGGGGAAGGGCCCUUGAGGAGUGAGGUAAAUCUGCUGUUGUUGGAGAGGCUUUGGCAAAACAAGGAGGGACUUUGUGCAUUUUCUGCAAGUUUGGAAGGUUCCUUUUUGGCUCUUCCAGCAAGUACAACAAAAGGGUCCGUGUUAGUCUACAAUGUUAUGGAACUCCAUUCACACUGUGAGAUAGAUGCUCAUCGCUCACCAUUGGCUGCAAUGGUUCUUUCUUCAAAUGGGAUGUAUAUUGCAACAGCAUCUGAACAAGGGACCAUAAUCAGAGUUCAUCUCGUUUCAGAAGCAACUAAGUCGUAUUGCUUCCGAAGGGGGACUUACCCAUCAACAAUAUUUUCCUUGUCGUUUGGUCCAUCAACGGAACUUCCAGAUAUUCUUGUAGCCACAAGCUUUUCAGGUUCCGUUCAUUUAUUCUCUCUGGGGUUUGCUAUAGAUCAACGAAGCAAAAGAUCAGGCAGUUUUCUAGGAUCAAUAUUACCUGAUUCUGUUAGUGAUGCACUUGAUCCUGCUUAUCAUCAUGUGCUUCAUAAUGCUGGUCCUCCUGGAGUCAAAAGUUAUGCAGUCAUUCGCACGGUAGACAAAGUUCCUGACACAUCUAAAUCUGAAUCUGUGGCAUUUAGGGCAACUAUAUCAAUAAUCACCUACAAUGGGUACUUCCAGGAGUAUAGCUCGAUUAUCAACCAUCAAAAUGAGUCUUCAUGGAUUUUGGAGCGCGAAUUCAAUCUCUUAACAGUUCUUCCAGAACAAGGCAUCUGCGCAUGA
Ilex paraguariensis (yerba mate) is the source of this 780-nucleotide messenger RNA. Lineage: Eukaryota; Viridiplantae; Streptophyta; Magnoliopsida; Aquifoliales; Aquifoliaceae. The record is from the annotation of a GenBank genome assembly.